CUACGCACGUCAUGUUUGUACAGAAGGUACAUUCCCAAGGCAUAAGCGUCAUUUUAAAUUAAAGGUAGCUCACAGCACUGACACUUGUUUUCCAUUUUAGUAACGUAUACAAAUCCAACAACACGACAAGCUAACAGAUAUCGAUUGAAAAUGACUAACAAUAAGCUACACGUUUUUUGUUUGUUUGUGUUAACUAUUUGCAUUGUUAUAAACAAUACAAUAUGCGCAAAAACCGAAGAAGACUGCAUCCAUUUGAUUUCCCGUAACAGCUAUAGAUUUUUUAAAUUGAAUGAUGAUCAAAAAAUCGAUUUGCUAGAAUAUCUCUUGCCCACAUUCGGAUAUGAGGGAUUAAUUGGAAUCAUUCACCCGCCAGAUAUUGAGUUGUUGGGAGUCUUGAAUGAAAACGAGUUAGCUUCAGAAUAUCAAAAAAUAUACGACAGAGAAAUGACAAUUCGAGCGGAAUUAAUAAGAAUCUCUAAUGUGCUAAAUUAUGAAUUUCCUCCCGACAAGACUUAUGCCAUCGAGAUAAAGGCAAGAAGAAAUAUUUUUAAUUCAACAUUUCGCUAUGUUCUUCAUGACAGAUUAAAAGACGCCCAAAUGUGCGUGAAUGACGAAGGCAAAAAAUGUUUAUUGGUCGGGUUAAUCAAGCGUACACUAAAUUAUCGGUUAAUAAAUAAACAAGAAUGUACUGAUGACGGAAAUUGUGUUGUAACUUCACAUCAGUUUCUUACCAACUUGUCAGGAUUACCUGACAGAAGAAUGUUGUAUAUGGAACCACCUGCGGUGGAGAUAUAUCGAGAUCAAUUAGACACCAAUGGAAGCUGUUAUAAAACAUUAUUCAGUGGCCCAGACGGAGUACUCAUACCUUGGACAGACAAUACACAAGUAGAAUCAAGCUCCUCAGACGACGAGUAAAUUUAAUUGCAUAUUGAUGUUACUAUUGUAUUUUAGUUGAAAUCAUCGUUUUAUUAACUAAAUGUUUCAAUAUCAUUAGAACUAUAUUAACUAAUAAACUAUUAUAAUCAAUACUUUAA
Adelges cooleyi (spruce gall adelgid) is the source of this 1034-nucleotide messenger RNA. RefSeq lists its product as uncharacterized. The coding region runs from base 151 to 915 and encodes 254 amino acids. Lineage: Eukaryota; Metazoa; Arthropoda; Insecta; Hemiptera; Adelgidae. The transcript has 11 exons. The record is from RefSeq and is a predicted model, not a curated record.